Ahaetulla prasina is the source of this 7368-nucleotide messenger RNA. RefSeq names its product ELAV like RNA binding protein 1 (gene ELAVL1). Gene Ontology annotation, cellular component: ribonucleoprotein complex. Gene Ontology annotation, molecular function: RNA binding. NCBI's taxonomy places the organism in Eukaryota, Metazoa, Chordata, Lepidosauria, Squamata, Colubridae. Bases 176 to 1156 code for a protein of 326 amino acids. The record is from RefSeq and is a predicted model, not a curated record. The transcript is spliced from 6 exons.
GCGGCCGGAGGGACCCCCGCCAGCUUUUUUUUUUCCUUCUUCUUCCUUCUCCGUCGCUUCGCUCCCGCCGUUUCUUCCUCCUCUUCGUCCCUCCCCUCCCCUUCUCCCCGCCGCCGCCAUCUUCCUCUCUUCGGCGCCUCGCCUCAGCCGUCGUCAGGUUUCAUCUCUCGUGAAGAUGUCUAAUGGUUAUGAGGAUCACAUGGCCGACGACUGCAGGGACGAUAUUGGAAGGACAAAUUUAAUCGUGAACUACCUUCCUCAGAACAUGACCCAGGACGAGUUGCGGAGCCUCUUUAGCAGCAUAGGGGAGGUCGAAUCCGCCAAGCUUAUUCGUGACAAAGUGGCAGGACACAGCUUGGGUUAUGGUUUUGUGAAUUACGUGACCGCGAAAGACGCUGAAAGAGCGAUAAACACGUUGAAUGGCCUGAGACUCCAGUCUAAAACCAUCAAGGUGUCGUACGCUCGGCCAAGCUCUGAGGUGAUUAAAGAUGCAAAUUUAUACAUAAGUGGGCUGCCACGGACAAUGACUCAGAAGGACGUCGAAGACAUGUUUUCACGGUUCGGACGCAUUAUCAACUCGCGCGUGCUGGUUGAUCAGACUACAGGCUUGUCCCGUGGGGUUGCUUUCAUCCGGUUUGACAAGAGAUCGGAAGCUGAAGAAGCCAUUUCAAACUUCAAUGGCCACAAGCCGCCGGGCUCCUCCGAACCCAUCACGGUGAAGUUCGCCGCCAACCCAAACCAGAACAAAAACGUGGCCCUCCUGUCACAGCUCUACCACUCCCCAGCUAGACGGUUUGGGGGGCCUGUCCAUCACCAAGCCCAAAGAUUCAGGUUCUCUCCCAUGGGUGUAGAUCACAUGAGUGGGCUUUCUGGUGUAAAUGUCCCAGGAAACUCCUCUUCGGGCUGGUGUAUCUUCAUCUACAACCUCGGCCAAGAUGCCGAUGAGGGAAUCCUCUGGCAGAUGUUUGGCCCCUUUGGCGCGGUGACUAAUGUGAAAGUCAUCCGUGACUUCAACACCAACAAGUGUAAAGGCUUUGGCUUUGUGACAAUGACAAACUAUGAAGACGCCGCCAUGGCCAUAGCGAGUCUUAACGGCUACCGGCUGGGGGACAAAAUCUUGCAGGUUUCCUUCAAAACCAACAAGUCCCACAAAUAACUUCGCUCUCGUGGCUUUUUUUUUUCUUUUUUCUUUUUUUUUUUGUAUGGAAUAGAUAAUCGAGUGACGAAAAAAGUUUGAGCCUUUUUUUUUUUUUUUUUGGUUAGUGUACAACUCAUUUCCUUUUUUUUUUUUUGCGCCAAUUUUCAGAAAGUUGUUUGUCUUUAGUUUAAACGGAAAGUUGGGGGGGAAAAAAGAGAGUGGGUUUUAUACUCUGGGAUGCCACCAACAUGUUCAAAUGUUUUGGGUUUUUAAAAGUCCCAUAAUGGUUCUAUUCUUGGUGGGGUUUUUUUAAAGUUCCUUUCGAAGUAGUCCUGUUCGCAAACUCCCCUUUGAACCCCCCCCCCCAAAAUCUCAAUGGAUAAAACCAUUUGCACCCGGUGCCAGUGAACCAUCUGCUUCCUUAAGAGACUGCUGUUCAUUUCACUGAAUAGAGAGUUCGCUAAGGCAGGGCAUCAGCCAAAAAUCCUGUUAACCCCAGUACUUUUGAGCAAUGCUCUUAGUUAAUAGCAACAUCUCCUUGUGUCAAGAAAUUUGCUAGUGAAAAAUUAACUUAUGGCUGAAAAAUGACUUAAGGGAAGUCUGGAGAAUAUGAAAUACUACCCCUGGGUAACAACUUUGACCGCUGUAGGCAAAACCCAAACUGAAAAAAACAACACCUUUUUAUGUGUGUGUGUCCCCCCCCGCCCAAUUAAAAGCCCAAAUUCCACAAAAAGGACCAAAGAGUUUUGAGAAACUCUGGGGUGAUUUCAGAGUAAAAGAAAGGGAAAAAAAAGAAACUCCAGUUUCCAAUAUUGCCACCUUCUCCGAAUUCUUAGUUCCAAUUAGCAUAUUUUUGUGCAUUUGCUUUCUGGUAAAACAAAUGUGGCAAGAUUUAACAUUAAUCUCCUCUCACAUAUUUUAGUUGGAAUAACCGAGUUCUUAGAGUUCGCUUGUGAAGAUCUUACAAACAUUUGAGCAUCAUAAUUUUUUGCAUCCCUUCUAAUAAUUACUAGGAUUUUUUUUUCAUAUUUUAAUAGUUGAAUUUGUUUUGACAAAUAGCUUUACAUAUUUGAAACGCUCAGCAGAAAGGUACAUUCAAACUUGCAAGUUUAAGAUGACAAUUUUUUUUUUUUUGGUAGACUUAAAUGUUUUAAUUAAUCCCCAACGUUUUCUUCAGGCUGCCUUGAAACUUUUGAGUUCUGUUUUCUGUUAAUUUUCUUUUGCUUUUUUGUGUUUUUGUUUGUUUUUACUUUUGCAUUUAAGACCAAUUAAAUUUGAUUUGGUUUUGCUGAAAUUUUGUUUUGGUUUGUUGUUUUAAUUUUUCUCCCCCCUCACCAUGUUUCACAGUACCCAACCUGAACGAUGACUUUUCCGAAUAAGAAUCAUUUGGAGAUUUUAAAAUCAACCGAUUGGUAGGUGAUCAGAAAUUAACACAUUUGCAAUCAUUUUCAACCAACAUGAUGAGAGUUACUAAGUGGCCCAGACAAAAUUUACAGCUUAAACUGGAUAUUCCAUAAUAUACACGGUUGGCUAGAUCCGUAAGAUUUAUAAACCAAACCUUUGGGCGAAGAGAAACCUUAUCCUAAUUCUAAAAACCCACUUUAAACCUGUUGCAACCUUUGCGGAUCUCUCCUGCUUACGUCGGCUGAGAGGCAGGGCCGAUCCCGUUUUGGAUCUGCGAUAUUGUGAUCUCUUUCUGUUGAUGGAAGUUACUUUCUGGCCACCUUAUCUUUCAACCGGUUCUCAAAAUCUAGAACUUGGGACACUUACUGAGACUUAAGAGAAGUCUGUCGAAAUCUCCCCAGCAGCUGAAAUAACACGUGACACACCGUCCUUGCAGGUAAAAGACCCAUCGGUGAAAACUGCGACAGUGGGUGGCUUGCCUUGCAAUCCCUCUCACAGCACGGCUGUGCGUGUCUGAGCGACACACAACCUUCCCUCUUCUUUGUGUGACUGGAGGAAAUGUGCCCCCUCCCCGUGCAAAGGCACCGGGCCGUGGUGACCGCCCCCCCCCCCUGAUCUCGAGUCUCUUGGGCGUAGAAACGCCAUUCCGGAAAUCUCUGCUUUGCUUUCAUGAUUUCAGUUGCACCUUUAUUUUUAAGAAUUAAACCAUCAGGGUGGAUGGAUCCCUUUUACAAGCAGGGUUCUUGGCCCCAAGAUUAUAUAUGUAGACCUAGUUGUUAUUAUUUUUUUUUAAAAAAAUAAAUAGAUGGUCUUUUUUUUUUUUUUUUUUUGAAGUCACUGCUGCCCUAGCUGCCAUCACGUUUUGUGUUGUCAAGUGAUUUGUGACAAUAGUUCAGAAAACCUUGUUUAGAGAUGCUGCCUUUUGCUUUGUGGUUCUUCUAAAAUCUUAAUUCCUGGAAAGCCUCGAGGUGUGUGUGUGUGUAUGUGUUUUGGCGUGUGAUUUUAGUUUGGAACGAUCACGUUUACACCAGAGCGUGGCAGGUUUACUUUCCUUGUCAUUUGCAAUGUUGAUUCACCUUGCUCCUUGAGCCAAGCCAGUCUUUUCCGUGGCAAGGAGAACUGUUCGUCUUUCUAACUCUUUUCGGUUGAAUUAACGUCAUGUAAACCUUGACAUUCCAGUUGGAACUAACCUGGUACUACCAUGUUUUAAAAUCUCUUUCCAGUCAUUGGGAAUUACGGGCCAGCUGCCAUUUUGAAAAGAUCGGUUGCUUCGAACUGCUGUGCAAAUUUAUUUAUUUCAGAAGAAAUAACCUGGGGAUUCCGGGCUCCUGAAAUAAAUUUCCCCUUAUUAUAUUCAUCUCUGCGAUCUUUUUCUAUUGGAUGAUUCUUUGACAUAGUGUGAGGUCUCAUCUUUUUUUUUUUUUGGCAGUUUCAUAGAACGUUCCUCCGAUUAUUUUUUUAAUGACCGAAAGGAGUCUUGGUUACAGAUAUGUCGAUGAAGAGUAUAAAGCAUUUGAAACCUUGUUCAGAAAGCAUUUCUUUUACAGCGCCCGUUCACUCCUUUUAUAGUUCUUCAUUCUCAUUUUAAAGGCAGCUUCCACCACGUGGCCUGUAACACCUUCCAGAUGUGAUACACCAUUGUAGUUCCCAACUGAGGAACUAAUUGAGGGCACAUUACAGAUGUUCAUAGGCUUCUGUUACCUCUGUGAAUGCCAGUUGUGGGAAUAACCUGCCCUCUGUGCUGGAACGGUGGGUGUAGGUACUUCUUUUUCCUGUCAUGGCUAUUUUCUCCGCUCCUUGGUCAGCUGUCCAGUCAAGCUCACCUCAGCUAAUCUGUCAGAUUGGUUUCUCCAGUUUUCAUAAGAAGAAACUAAGAUUUCUUCGGGCCAAUACAACCAGUAGCAUUGGUGUCUGUUCUACGGGUUUUUACUAUUUCUCCAGCUCUUCUCGCUUGGAUUCACCAGUCUUGCAUUUUCUCUCAGUCUUGCGCUCCGAUUUAGCUCCGGGAGAGGUAGAGGUGGAUUCCUGCUAAGAUGGGACAAGAACUUAUUAAAACAUUUUUACAGGUGAUUUAAAAGGACUCUUGUUUUCAUCACUGAGAGUCAAAGCACGAGAUCCUUGACCACUCUGGGACCAACCAUUCUCUCUUGCUGCAUUCCUUUUAAAAUUCCAGUUUUAGUGGAUCAUGAUUAAAAAAAAAAGCCUUUGGAAGGAAUUAAGUCAGUUUCUUAAAAAGACCAUCUAAGGGGCUUUUGGUAAUGGGUUUGAUAGUUCUCUUUCUCUUGACGUUUCUCUGGCUUCUGAGCGAAAUAAGGGAUUUUCUAAUAAGAUGGCUUUUGUCGCCUACUCUCAAAAGUUGUUUUCAAUAAGGAGUUUGGAUCUUUCACCAAUCUGGGAAAAGGCAAAACAGGAAUAUGCAUAAAGUAUGUAUAAUAUGAAAAUGGGGUUUGGUUUUUUUAGGUUAGUUCGAGGUGACGGUAAGGGAAGGAAGUAAUCCUUCUUGCUGGUAUUGGACAGUUUAUGGUACCCUACUAAGACAUAUUCUAGGCUAAAGGCAAUACACGGAAAAUUUACCAUAUUCCAGAGAAUUGCCAAAGUCUGCUAGGGUAGUGAACAACUCUGCUUCAUCCAUAUACCUUCUUUACGGUUGUGUGCCAAAAAAUUCAACAAAGUUGGCAGGAAAAGGCUAUUCACGUGACAAACUUUUUUUUUUAUACUUUUAAGUUAGCAGUGCAAGCCCUUUUAUAUGGAUUAGGCUGGAUGUCUUUUUUUUUCUCUGUUCUUUAAGCUUUACCUACAAAUGUAUAUCUUCUUGAUAGGAUACAAGUAGGCUUCAAUUUUUGUUUUGUUUUUUUAAAAAUUCUGAUUAGAUUUUUAUUUCACUUUUGUGGAGAGGGAGAAAUGAUUGCCUAUUUACAUUGCGGAAAUAAUUUUGCAAUUUGUCAGAAUCCAAAAUUACUUGGGUUAUUAUUAUUAUUUUAAAUAAUAAUCUAGGAUUGUUCCCCUUCACCCAAAUGCUUAAUGCAGGGGUCUUCAAACUUGGCAGCUUUAAGAUUUGUGGACUUCAACUCCUAUGCUGGCUGGAGAAUUCUGGGAGUUAAAGUCCACAAGUCUUAAAGCUGCUAAGUUUGAAGACCUCUGGUUUAAUGGAUUUAAAUCUAUUACUCAUCUCAAUGAGUAAAUGUGGCAGUUCUUAUACUGACCUAUCCACUGCUUGGUGAGGAUAAAUGCCUCCCUUUUCACUAGAAGUAAAUUUGCUGAGAAUUAUGCAUUCUGAUAUUAAAUGUGGGCCGUUUUGUUUUCCAGUGUAUUAAACACAAUUUAGGGAGAAAGGAUUGGCAGCAAAUUUCAUGCUUGCUAUAAUUCAGGAUGUGUCCUUGCUUAAACAGCCCUCUCUCUCUCUCUCUCAUAAGCUAGCCCAUCAGUUCUCCAAAGAGGAAGUUCCUUUGCAUAAUUUUUUUUUUUAAAUGAACAAAUGCACCUUAUUUUUGUUUUCAAGAGAGGAGAGUUAUACAUCCUCCCCCCCAAAUUAAAUAAUUUUUCUACAAAACAUUUAGUUCUUGGCUGUGUUUCUGUGAUGACAGCUGUCUGAAACAAACUCUACUUAACUUGAGAAUCCCCUUGAAGGAACAAAAAAAAUUUCAAGAGAAUGCGCUUGUGGCAAAGUUAGGGUGUCACAAAAAUUCAGUUCUUAAAAAAAUUACAUUUGGUAAAAUAGAAGUGUGGAGCUUUCUUCUCCCUUGCAUUUGAAAGUUCAUGAGUUUUCUGAUCUGUAUUCUAUUUCCUUUAUAUAUAUAUAAAUAUAUAUAUAUAGUUAAGAGGGUGUUUGUUGUAAUGUGCAGGUUAUAACAAUCAGUGGCUAUUUUAGUUCAAUUCCAAUUUUUUUAAAUUUAAAAUCAGAUAACGUUAUACUGUUUGGCUGGUUAUUUGUAGCAUUCUUGUCUAACGGAGUUAUCCAGGUUGAGAAUAAGUUAGUUAUGUUAUUUUCCCAGUGCAUGGUUUAAAAAUAAACAGGCAACACAGUUCAGUGGGGACACCCAGCAUCACAUAGUGUUGAAUCUGCUCGGUUCCCUUCCCCCCCUCCCUUUCCCCUCCCCUUCCCACAGUCUGCUUCCCAAGGCAGAUUUGCUGGCAUUUUUAUGGGGGGUGGGUGGGUUUUCUUGGGAGGGCAAGAUGGGAUUUUUUUUUAAAAAAAAAUUAUGUAGUAUGAACUGAAAUUUCUCUUAUUUUUGUCAGACGGUAGCAAAACCCUCAUGACAGUAUAACUGCCCACCACGUCUCUCUUUGCUUAAUUGUAUCCUGAGUCCUGCAAACAAGUUAAAACUCUGCACAGUUUUGCUCUUUUUUUAAAAAAAAAAUUUCAAUCACUUCACAACAAAGGGACCCUCUUUUUCACGAGACCAUUUCAGAAGAAUUGAAGGGAAACAUUGAGGCACAUUUUCUUUGCUCCACACUUCUGGCAGGACCGGUGCCGUCUCACCAAGUGGGAGUUUGUCCGUAGCUUCAGUAGGAUACAAAUAACGCCCCCCCCCACCUCUUUAGUCUUGCUUGGCUACCCUUUUAACUGGUGUUUAACUUUUUUUUUUCCUCCCCUUUUUUUCUUUUUGUUUUUAUAAAGCCGUCCGUCUGUGCAACGGAAGGCUUUUAUCGGUUUCCCCGUACUGUACAGUAUAUAUGCUUAAGACAAACUUUUUUUGUAUAUUUAGCGUGUUUUUAAGUUAUUGAUUUUGUUUUAUAUCAAAAUAAUUUAUUUUUCAGGUACCACUUUUUUCAUUUUAACUUUGUUUUUAACAUGGGUUUACUUUAAAUAAAGUAUGACGCUGCUA